UCUAACAGUUGUUUAUAUUUAUUAGUUCGCAAAGAAUUUGUAUUUUCAAUGGAUUCCAAGUGGUUAGGCCUCACGCUGGUUGUGCUACUGCUUUGCUCCCUUUUGUGCUCUUUACAAGCUCUCGAAGUUCCCGAGGUUGUAAAGAAACAGGUUAAGAAGGUUCACGCUCGGUGCGUAAAUCAAACUGGUGUAUCUGAAGCGAUGAUAGUCGAAACGCACAAAACACAGCAGUUGCCAAAUGAUCCUACUUUCAAGUGCUUCCUACACUGCAUGUUCGACAUGUUUGGUCUGAUCGACAGUGAGCAAGUAAUGCACUUGGAGUCACUGAUCGAAGUACUGCCGGAAACUAUGCACGAAAAGGUGAAGCGAUUGGCUGAUACAUGCGGCACGCAAAAGGGUGUUGAUGCGUGCGAUACUGUGUACCAGUCUAUUAAAUGUUAUAUGGAUACAGAUGGACCUUUUAUAAGAUCGUCUGUCGACCAGUUGCUGGGCUAGGGCUUACAAGAAAAAACUCACUUA
Messenger RNA from Drosophila busckii, 519 nucleotides. RefSeq names its product general odorant-binding protein 69a (gene Obp69a). The coding region runs from base 49 to 495 and encodes 148 amino acids. The transcript has 5 exons. Gene Ontology annotation, biological process: sensory perception of smell. NCBI's taxonomy places the organism in Eukaryota, Metazoa, Arthropoda, Insecta, Diptera, Drosophilidae. Gene Ontology annotation, molecular function: odorant binding. The record is from RefSeq and is a predicted model, not a curated record.